Linepithema humile (Argentine ant) is the source of this 3159-nucleotide messenger RNA. The record is from RefSeq and is a predicted model, not a curated record. Lineage: Eukaryota; Metazoa; Arthropoda; Insecta; Hymenoptera; Formicidae.
AUGGCGCCUCCGAAUCGACAACGUCCGGUGUUGUUGUCGAGGCACCAGCUGUUAGUCGUGCGUACGCGUAUCGAUACACGUGGUCGCUUUUUGCAAAUCAUCUUACUGUUAAACCAUGUUAAACCGUUCGAUUGUCAUUGCGAUGUAGAUUCGAAAAUCGAUUACACUCGAGGAAAAACGAUAGCGCGAAGUUUUACAUUGUGUAGAGUUUUUCAGUUCUAUGUGAUGUGGUGAUUUUUAAUGAGAUGUUUGAAUGUGAUAAAUAGAUUGUGAUAAACACGUCGAAUUUGUUAGUUUCGUCGAGAUUGAUAAAUCUGUGAUUUUUUUAUGAUGGUAGUCCUUAAUUCGCAAUUUUCGUUUAAUUGAAAUUUCUUUGUUGGCACAGAAUCAGUAAAUUAAAGUACAAAAGUACAAUAAAAUCAUAGACAGAUUUUUAGUUUCCUGUGAGAUAUACUUGUAAGGCAAAUUUGAAAGCAAGAUAUUGUAACAGGCUUUGAAGCAAGAUUCCAGAGAACAAUUUUGGAACCCAAUCUUGGAGAACAAUUUCAACAGAAAUCUUCACAGCUUCUUGAAAAAGAUCACGAAGAUCAACACGACAAUUCAAAAUUCUUAGGCUCUUGGAUCAACAUCAGUUAUCAUUUUUAUUCGGAAGCUUUUCACGAAUUUUCCAACUCAUGUUUGUCUAGUGCCGAGAUCUUGGAGCAGAGUAGUGGGACAUGCUCUUGUAUCUUUCAAAAGCGGACAAUGAGAAGCGACAUGACAGAACCUGAGCAAUCUGUUGCCCCAGGAAGUAAUAAAUCACGUGGAAAAGUCUGCCAGGAGCACGGCGGCGAAGAGGAUUGUCCGAGCGAGAACGAGCGAGAAUUCGAGUCGUUGGAGUACGAAGAGGAUGCGUACUAUUCGAAGUUAACGACAACGCCGAGCUUCGAUGAUAUCGACGAGGUGGGUGAUGAAGAAGUGGACGAGUUGGUGAUCCACUGCUGGCGCGACUCCAACGGCGAGAUCGAUGAGAUCGUCGUAGACGAUGGCAAUCUGACCAUCGAGACGGAAUUCCUGCCGGAGGGAGAAACUUCACAUGACGGUCGCAAAAAGAAGAAACGAUCGGUUCGAGUAAUCUUCCAGGAUCUCUCCAAGCCUUAUCUCGCAAAGAUCAGCAAUAACCGGAACUACAAAAAAUUCCUCGAGCUGAUAAAAGGAGAAGAUGCCUCCUCGCUUCACUCAGGCUCUUUAUCACCAUCGGAUAGCGUGGCGAAUGAACUUCAAGGCCUUUCCUUGGAGGAGCAGGAACGCCAUAGGGCCGAAUGGAGCGCUGAGUUAGCGAAAGUCGAGGAAGAGAUACAGACAUUGAGACAUGUUCUCGCCAACAAGAUUAAGGUAUCGCAAGAUCUGAAGAGGAAACUGGGCAUUAGUGUCUGGAAGGAGCUCACCGAUGACGUGAAUCAGGGAAUCAAGAAUGUCAAAGAGAGCCAUGUAUACCAGAAGACAGAGUCUGUUCUUAAGUCUACGGCUGAGAAGACCACAAGUAUUCUGGGUGGCUUUGGUAGUGGCAUCACCAUGAAACUAGGUCAGAUGCGCAACUCUGACAGCUUCCGGUCUUUGGAGGAAAAAGUUGGAUCUGCCUGCGAGAAUAUUAAGACAAAAGUCGUGCCUUCGAGAUCUGGUUCCACACAGAGCUUUGACGAGGCUCUUCGGGAGUCCGAGGCAAUGAGGCGCGCGUCUGCGGCUCCGUCGGCCACCAGUCCGACCAUUCCCGAGGACAAGCUGCUCUCUUAGAGUUUAAACUCUAUACGCCUCUUCCGCGCGAUUUAAAGUGCUAAUAAGCGUCGCGCGCUGUAUCACUACUGCGUUCAUCUACUGCAAUUGCUAUAAAGGGCCAAACGACGUAUCUGUGAACGCCGGACAAGUAGAUUGAAAACUUUGGCCGCGAGCACGAUCGUCCAAGUACUAUCCUAUUCUCCAGUGAAACAUAUUUUUCUUGCACGCCAUUCCCACGCCUUUUCCCUCUCGCAGGAUCGCCUUUCUCUGGGCCACGUUCAGGACAUCCUUAGAUCUAGAGGUAAAUAAUUUUCGCGAUUUUUAUCAAUUCUAAAAAUGGAUACUUGAAAUGAUUUGUUUUCUAAAGAAUCAAGUAGCUUUUGGAUUUCUUUUUAGUAUUAUAAUUGCAAUUUGUAUAUAAGAUAUACUUAUGGCUCAAAAUAGCUCAUGAUUUACAUGUGUUGGGAGAAAUUUAAUCAUGAAUGAAAGUCUAUGAGAUGAAGUUAAUAAUAAAAUUACAGGAAAAAGACUUGCAACGGUUUCUAUAUUUUCAUUGCUGCAUCAUGUGCAAAUUUUCAUUAUUUUUCUAUUUGAUAUUAGCAACUUUUUAACUAUCAAAUAGUAUUGAAUUUAAAUUACACUGGUAGACCCAUUUAUUUGCAAUUUUUGACACUUGGAUUUUUAUUGCAUAAUUAUUGGUGUCCUGAAUCGACUUGAUAGAGCUGCCAAAAGUAAAUAUUUUCAACGAUUUAUGAUGAAUGACCCGUCCGCCGACAAUAUUUUACACUGUAUACUGUAAACGAAACUUCUCACCUAUACGCAAAUUAUCUAAUUAACGCGAGUCAUUCAAAACACAUUCAGUCUACCAGAAGACAAGAUCUAAUCAGAUUCUCGAGGAACACUGCAAACCUUUUUUUGAUUUCGUGAUUAAGAAAGAAUUAAAAAUUGUUAUAUAAAAUUUAAUUAAAGUUUGUUACGGACGAUAAAACUGGAUAAAAUUGCAAUCGUAAGAUAAGAUGUUUAUAGAAAGAUCUUAUUUGAAGACAAAUAUUUUUAUAAAAAAGUUCCUCGCGAUUCUCGAUUUUACAAAUGCAUAUUUUUUAUGUGCGCAGAUAAUCUAAUAUUAGAUUAGCACGAAAUUCGAGACAUAUUUUGUAUUUUAGCUUUAUAAGAAGACUAUCGACGGCGCACGGUGCAAUAUAAGUGUUUAUUAAAAUUAGAAGAUCUAUAAUUUACACCUGAAUUUGGAAAACAAGUUUGUGCACAAUUUAAUAAAAAUUGUUUGAAAAUUGUUAUUAACAAUAGUCGCCGUGAUUCGUCGAUCUGCUGCAUAAUCUUGUUCAUAUUGAUAAAUAAAUUAUUUUACGAAAUGCCAUAAGUAAUAAAUAAUAUUAAAAUAUCUUA